AUGAGACUUUUGGCACACAACAUGUUUUCUUGCAACAUCAAAGGUGUCAUGAACGGUUUCCCUCUGCGACUUGAGGUCGAGAAAUUUGUGGAGAAAGAAGUCGAUUUCAGUGUAGAGUUUCUCAGGAACAUAUUCCCCAAGAUCGAAUGGAAGGCUCUCGUCAAUGCCGCUCGAUCCAUGGGCUACUCUCAACUUCCCGAUGCGGCCGAUUCAUCCAUGCUCAAUUCCGAUGACUUCCUGAAGAAGUUCCACCACGCCCUACUCGAGCUUGACCUUGAAGAAGGUGUUCUAAUAUGCCUGGAGACCGAUCGGCACUUCUUGGUCAACAAGGGAAUCCCUAGAAGUCUACACUAA
Molecule: messenger RNA, 354 nt
Organism: Nelumbo nucifera (sacred lotus)
Lineage: Eukaryota; Viridiplantae; Streptophyta; Magnoliopsida; Proteales; Nelumbonaceae
Source: RefSeq, a predicted model, not a curated record